AUGAGCUGCCAGGGUAUCGCUCUUAGACGAGUGUCUGUGCUGCUCCUAUGGAAGGGGCUCGCUCUGAGCCUGUUCUGCUGCUGGACGGGGACAGGGGUUGCUGCUGCCGCGGUCAGACCCAGUGAUGACAGCUGUACCGCUAGGCCCAUGGGCUGGCUGCUGUCGGACAAAGGGCCCUUCCACCACUCUUUGGAGUUCACUGAGUCGGUGGAGAGACACCAGCAGGGCUACACUACAAGAUACAAGAUCUUCAGGUGAUCUCUCUCUCUCUCUCUCUCUCUCUCUCUCUCUCUCUCUCUCUCUCUCUCUCUCUCUCUCUCUCUCUCUCUCUCUCUCUCUCUCUCUCUCUCUCUCUCUCUCUCUCUCUCUCUCUCUCUCUCUCAAUUUCAAUUCAAUUCAAUUUAAGGGCUUUAUUGGCAUGGGAAACGUAUGUUAACAUUGCCAAAGCAAGUGAAGUAGAUAGUAAACAAAAGUGAAAUAAACAAUAAAUAUUAACAGUAAACAUUACACUCAGAAGUUCCAAAAGAAUAAAGACAUUUCAAAUGUCAUAUUAUUCAUUUGUUAUAUCUGUGUACAUAUUGUCCAUUAGUUUCUAGUGGAUAGACCAUAUGGUUAAAGAGAAAAUAGCCUACUUAAUGAAAAAAGCAUCUAAUCAACAUACAGUGAGGGAAAAAAGUAUUUCAUCCCCUGCUGAUUUUGUACGUUUGCCCACUGACAAAGACAUGAUCAGUCUAUAAUUUGAAUGGUAGGUUUCUUUGAACAGUGAAAGACAGAAUAACAACAAAAAAAUCCAGAAAAACGCAUGUAAAAAAUGUUUUAAAUUGAUUUGCAUUUUAAUAAGGGAAAUAAGUAUUUGACCCCUCUGCAAAACGUGACUUAGUUUGGUGGCAAAAUCCUUGUUGGCAAUCACAGAUGUCAGAUGUUUCUUGUAGUUGGCCACCAGGUUUGCACACAUCUCAGGAGGGAUUUUGUCCCACUCCUCUUUGCAGAUCUUCUCCAAGUCAUUAAGGUUUUGAGGCUGACGUUUGGCAACUCGAACCUUCAGCUCCCUCCACAGAUUUUCUAUGGGAUUAAGGUCUGGAGACUGGCUAGGCCACUCCAGGACCUUAAUGUGCUUCUUCUUGAGCAACUCCUUUGUUGCCUUGGCUGUGUGUUUUGGGUCAUUGUCAUGCUGGACUACCCAUCCACGACCCAUUUUCAAUGCCCUGGCUGAGGGAAGGAGGUUCUCACCCAAGAUUUGACGGUACAUGGCCCCGUCCAUCAUCCCUUUGAUGCUGUGAAGUUGUCCUGUCCCCUUAGCAGAAAAACACCCCCAAAGCAUAAUGUUUCCACCUCCAUGUUUGACGGUGGGGAUGGUGUUCUUGGGGUCAUAGGCAGCAUUCCUCCUCCUCCAAACAUGGCGAGUUGAGUUAAUGCCAAAGAGCUCGAUUUUGGUCUCAUCUGACCACAACACUUUCACCCAGUUCUCCUCUGAAUCAUUCAGAUGUUCAUUGGCAAACUUCAGACGGGCCUGUCUAUGUGCUUUGUUGAGCAGGGAGACCUUGUUGGCGCUGCAGGAUUUCAGUCCUUCACGGCAUAGUGUGUUACCAAUUGUUUUCUUGGUGACUAUGGUCCCAGCUGCCUUGAGAUCAUUGACAAGAUCCUCCCGUGUAGUUCUGGGCUGAUUCCUCACCGUUCUCAUGAUCAUUGCAACUACAUGAGGUGAGAUCUUGCAUGGAGUCCCAGGCCGAGGGAGAUUGACAGUUAUUUUGUGUUUCUUCCAUUUGCGAAUAAUCACACCAACUGUUGUCACCUUCUCACCAAGCUGCUUGGCGAUGGUCUUGUAGCCCAUUCCAGCCUUGUGUAGGUCUACAAUCUUGUCCCUGACAUCCUUGGAGAGCUCUUUGGUCUUGGCCACGGUGGAGAGUUUGGAAUCUGAUUGAUUGAUUGCUUCUGUGGACAGGUGUCUUUUAUACAGGUAACAAACUGAGAUUAGGAGCACUCCCUUUAAGAGUGUGCUCCUAAUCUCAGUUUGUUACCUGUGUAAAAGACACCUGGGAGCCAGAAAUCUUUCUGAUUGACACGGGGUCAAAUACUUAUUUCCCUCAUGAAAAUGCAAAUCAAUUGAUAACAUUUCUGACAUGCAUUUUCCUGGAUUUCUUUGUUGUUAUUCUGUCUCUCACUGUUCAAAUAAACCUACCAUUAAAAUUAUAGACUGAUCAUUUCUUUGUCAGUGGGCAAACGUACAAAAUCAGCAGGGGAUCAAAUACUUUUUUCCCUCACUGUAGGUAUUAUUUUCAAUUAACUCUGCAACUCGUCCAUCUAUUGACUUUUUUCACAACUGCCACCAGUUUGGAAACAUUUACAACAAAGACAUGUUGACUUUAAAAUAAACACAAUUGUGAAAAAUAUAAAGGAUAUUUCAUGCUCAAACCCUCAUUUUAAACACCAAUGGCAAUCACUAAUUUGAUGGUUUAUAUUUAGGAUAAUGUUUUACAGAUUUGUCAUUAAUUCUUUAUUUUCAAAUCAUCUUAUUUUACUUCUUGUGUAUAUUUUAGAUGUGAUAAGGCAACACAUAAUUGCCAGACUAAUUAGAGACACCUGUGAUAAUCUGAAGUACCCAAAAAGGUUACUAGAUGUCAUCUUAUAAAAUUCCAAAAAACCUUAAAAGCUACCAAAAGUCUGGUAGUUUACUGGUAAACUUAGAAAGUUUCCAGUAAUAUACCCUCCCUUUGCAACCCUACUCGCAAGCAAGUGAGGCUAUUCUGUGGCACAUCUCCCUCUCUGAACAACACGUCACUCCUAUAGCAUGUCAUUAUCAACUCUCGGCAUAUGAUUCUUUUGAAGCAGUGCUUUUACAUACAGCACUGUCGUUGUGACUGUUUUUUUAAAGGACACUCGUAUACACUACCAGUCAAAAGUUUUAGAACACCUACUCAUACAAUGUAAAAUAAUAUGUAGAAUGUAGAAUAAUAGUGAAGACAUCAAAACUAUGAAAUAACACAUAUGGAUUCAUGUAGGAACCAAAAAAGUGUUAAACAAAUCAAAAUAUAUUUUAUAUUUGAGAUUCUUCAAAUAGCCACCCUUUGCCAUGAUGACAGCUUUGCACACGCUUGGCAUUCUCUCAACCAGCUUCAUGAGGUAGUCACCUGGAAUGCAUUUCAAUUAACAGGUGUGCCUUCUUAAAAGUUAAUUUGUGGAAUUUCUAUUUGGUAAAAGACCAAGUCCAUAUUAUGGCAAGGACAGCUCAAAUAAGCAAAGAGAAACGACAGUCCAACAUUACCUUAAGACGUGAAGGUCAGUCAAUACGGAACAUUUCAAGAACUUUGAAAGUUUAUUUAAGUGCAGUCGCAAAAACCAUCAAGCGCUAUGAUAAAACUGGCUCUCAUGAGGACCGCCACAGGAAUGGAAGACCCAGAGUUACCUCAGCUGCAGAGGAUAAGUUCAUUAGAGUUACCAGCCUCAGAAAUUGUAGCCCAAAUAAAUGCUUCACAGAGUUCAAGUAACAGACACAUCUCAACAUCAACUGUUCAGAGGAGACUGUGUGAAUCAGGCCUUCAUGGUUGAAUUGCUGCAAAGAAACCACUACUAAAGGACACCAAUAAGAAAAAGAGACUUGCUUGGGCCAAGAAACACGAACAAUCGACACACUUAACCAAUGGCACACUUAACCAGCGUGGCUACCACAGUAUCCACACUUCCCAUCCACACUUAACCAGCGUGGCUACCACAGUAUUCUGCAGCGAUACGCCAUCCCAUCUGGUUUGGGCUUAGUUUUCAACAGGACAAUGACCCAACACACCUCCAGGCUGUGUAAGGGUUAUUUUACCAAGAAGGAGAGUGAUGGAGUGCUGCAUCAGAUGACCUGGCCUCCACAAUCCCCCGACCUCAACCAAAUUGAGAUGAUUUGGGAUGAGUCGGACCGCAGAGUGAAGGAAAAGCAGCCAACAAGUGCUCAGCACAUAUGGGAACUCCUUCAAGACUGUUGGAAAAGCAUUCCAGGUGAAGCUGGUUGAGAGAAUGCCAAGAGUGUGCAAAGCUGUCAUCAAGGCAAAGGCUGGCUAUUUGAAGAAUCUCAAAUAUAAAAUAUAUUUUGAUUUGUUUAACACUUUUUUGGUUACUACAUGAUUCCAUUUGUGUUAUUUCAUAGUUUUGAUGUCUUCACUAUUAUUCUACAAUGUAGAAAAUAGGAAAAAUAAAGAAAAACCCUUGAAUGAGUAGAUGUUCUAAAACUUUUGACCGGUAGUGUAUAUGCUAUAAUUCAGUUCAGUCCUUCUAUUGUAUCCACUGACUGACGUAUGCACAGUGUCUAAAUAGCAUACACGCAAAUCCAUGAAAGCUUGUGGCGUCAACACAGAAGUCAACACAGACGUUGUAAGUAAUUAUACAACGGGUCGGUCUAAUCCUGAAUGCUGAUUGGUUAAAACCGCAUUUCAGCUAAAUCUAUGACGUUAAAAAAACUUGAUCUCCACUAUAAAAAGCAUCUAGACAUUAUCUCACAUUUGUUUUAGACUAACGUUUAGUUUUCAACAGCGGAGAUUUAUGUGUUGUACACUGGAUGUCCACCACAAUUCGCAUUGAUGUUGUUUUCAGAACUGGUGUGAAUUGAAAGGUCAUGUGCUCGUGACAUUGGUGGAGUUCACUCUCCACCCUGGUUAAUGCCCUGUUUAAUAGAGGAUAUAGACAGACUGCGUUAGAAAAUGUACAGUGUAUUGCCUGAAACGUUGUUAAAUGGUUUGGAAUAAAUGGAAGGUGAAGUGGGAGUUCUUUUGAAAGUGAAGUAUGCUGCUCAAACUUCCAAUGAACCGUUGAAAGUAUAGGAUGGAUGCUGGCCUUGUGCCACAAUAUAACAACAUUCCUAAAUAUGGUCCUGCUGGUCCACUGUGACUCAAUACUUGUUCUCCCCCUUGUGGUACGCCAGAUAAAGGAGGAUUUCUAAUGGCUAGGAGAACGCUGAAGUCUUCUCGGAGUCCCAUCCCUAGUCAUACAUGAUUUAUUCAUGGUAAAAUAUAUCUCUCUGAACAGCUUCUACUGAUUUGAAUUCUCUCUCUAGGAGGGAGCAAAAGCAGCAUGGGGUGUCCAUUCAAAUUAUAUGAAGCCCCCACUUUGAAACGUCCUCUGUUUGGAUUGGAAUAAAGUCACAGCGACGUAACCAUGUGGAUUAACAUCGGAUCCCCUACAGUUACAAGUGAUUAGACUGACAGACUGUUGGCGUCCGUCUUUCCUCUCGACCCAUUCUCCAUUGUCCCCGGGGGGGGGGCAUUCCCCGUUUCUCCGUGUGUUUGAUUACACAUGGCCCCGGGUCUUGAACAGGAAGCUGUCAGACUAUUAUCCACCAGUGUAGAGUUAGCGUAGCAUGCCUGCUUCCCAUCCAUAAGUGCUCACUGGUGAAUAAGCCUGCAGGCUAACGCCGGGGUGUGAUCUAUAGAGGCCAUCAGGUGACACCCGGAGAGGCACUGCAGCCUGUCUCUCAUUAGGCUGAUUGGCUGUAAUUACACCCUCUACACUGGCCUGAUUCCUCAAUUAUUUAUCUGCCAAUCGUUUCUCAUGGCAGUGAUUUGAUUGCCUCCCACGAGAACAGACAGGGAGGCAGUGUCUGUAAUAUUGGAGUGGUACGACUCUUGACUGUAGAGACCGGAGAGAGAAUUGCGUCUUAGAAUGCUAUCACUUGCAGGUCCCCAGAUGGGACGUGACUGUGUACGCAACACUUGAGCUCGAUGUGACAUGUGUCAGUACACUGUGUACGAAGCGGUUAAUGGUCGCCACAAACAGUAGGCUAAUGGUGACUCACAAGGGCUUUGUGAGAUAAAAUUAUGAACAUAUUUGGUUACAUUUACAUUACAUUUUAGUCAUUUAGCAGACACUCUUAUCCAGAGCGACUUACAGUUAGUGAAUACAUAUUUUUUUAUACUGGCCGCCCGUUGGAAACGAACCCACAACCCUGGCGUUGCAAACGCCAUGCUCUAUCAACUGAGCUACAUCCCUGCCGGCCAUUCCCUCCCCUACCCUGGACGACGCUGGGCCAAUUGUGCGCCGCCCAUGAGUCUCCCGGCUGCGACAGAGCCUGGAUACGAACCAGGAUCUCUAGUGGCACAGUUAGCACUGCGAUGCAGUGCCUUAGACCACUGCACCACUCAGCUAUGGAUGCCUCAAGUGCUCGUAGUUAAAGCAUUUCUAUGGUUUCCUGAAAGGCUCCAAUGCAGAGGUUCUAAUUGCGUUCUAAAUGGCUCAUGGUCAUAGGAUGAUUCACGGUCACUCAGAUCUGGUUCAGGAUUAGCUGUGAUUCAUGGUUACCUGUACACUCUUAGAAAAAAGGGUUCCAAAAGGGAUAUUCGGCUGUCCCCAUAGCAGAACCCUUUUUGGUUCCAAAUAGAACCCUUUUAGGUUAGAGGUAGAACUCUUUUGGGUUCUAUGUAAAACCCUCUGUGUAAAGGGUUCUACAUGGAACUCAAAAGGGUUCUACCUGGAACCAAAAAAGGUUCUUCAAAGGGUUCUCCUAUGGAUUCAGCUGAAGAACCAUUUUAGGUUCUAGAUAGCAUCUUUUUUUCUAAGAGUGUACUUAUAGGGACGUUGCACUGGUUUAUGGGCCCUCUGGCAAAUAUGGUCAGUAGUUUCAUGGUCACAUUGACAAUUUAUAGCACUUAUUAUGCCUAGUGCUGCAUUGGACUCUGUCAUAAGGACUAUCAUGCUACAGUAGCAAUAUGUUACUGUGGUUACCUAAGCAAAGACAUUGUGCAACUGAGGUUUCCUUCCAUCGCAACAGCAAGAUUGAAGCUACAAACAAGGCAACAGAGCACCAACAAAGACAAUUGCAAGACAAGGUCGUACAGCAGGGUUCUUCAAUUGCGGUCCUGGAGGGCCGAAACACUUCUGUUUUUUAUUUCUACCUGGUAGUUAAUUGCACUCACCUGGUGUCCCAGGUCUGAAUUAGCCCCUGAUUAGAAGGAGAGGAUGAAAAACAGAGGUGUUUCGGCCCUCCAGGACCGGAAUUGAAGAACCCUGUCGUACAGUCUCACAGACCUGUGAACAUACAGCUGAAGUCGGAAGUUUACAUACACUUAGGUUGGAGUCAUUAAAACUCGUUUUUCAACCACUCCACAAAUGUCUUGUUAACAAACUAUAGUUUUGGCAAGUCGGUUAGGACAUCUACUUUGUGCAUGACACAAGUAAUUUUUCCAACAAUUGUUUACAGACGGAUUAUUUGACUUAUAAUUGUCAAGUGUCAGUGUGCAGCGGUAGGACGGAGUCAGGCGCAGGACACAGAACUGAGUAAACAACGUACUUUACUCGAAAAAUAAACAACACUAAUUUCCACGCAGGGAAAACACUCCAGCUCACAUAAGUCUUAGACACAAAACAAAGAUCAAACACGCACAAAACCAUGUGGGAACCAGAGGGUUAAAUAGGGAAAUACUUUUACAUUUUUAGCAGACGCUCUCAUCCAGAGCGACUUACAGGAGCAAUUAGGGUUAAGUGCCUUGCUUAAGGGCACAUCGACAGAUUUUUCACCUAGUCGGCUCAGGGAUUAGAACCAGUGACUUUUCGGUUACUGGCACAACGCUCUUAACCACUAAGCUACCUGCCGCCCUAAUAUAAUAAUAUAAUGUCAUGGGAACCAGGUGUGUACAAUAAAGACAAAACAAAUGGAAAAAGAAACGUAGAUCGGUGGCAGCUAGAAAGCCGGUGACGACGACCUCCGAACACCGCCCGAACAAGGAGAGGCACCAACUUCGGCGGAAGUCGUGACAAUAAUUCACUGUAUCACAAUUCCAUUGGGUCAGAAGUUUACAUACACUAAGUUGACUGUGCCUUUAAACAGCUUGGAAAAUUCCAGAAAAUGAUGUCAUGGCUUUAGAAGCUUCUGAUAGGCUAAUUGACAUAAUUUGAGUCAAUUGGAGGUGUACCUGUGGAUGUUUUCAAGGCCUACCUUCAAACUCAGUGCCUCUUUGCUUGACAUGGGAAAAUCAAAAGAAAUCAGCCAAGAUCUCAGAAAAAAGAUUGUAGACCUCCACAAGUCUGGUUCAUCCUUGGGAGCAAUUUCCAAACGCCUGAAGGUACCACGUUUAUCUGUACAAACAAUAGUACGCAAGUAUAAACACCAUGGGACCACGCAGCCGUCAUACCGCUCAGGAAGGAGAUGCGUUCUGUCUCCUAGAGAUGAACGUACUUUGGUGCAAAAAGUGCUAAUCAAUCCCAGAACAACAGCAAAGGACCUUGUGAAGAUCCUGGAGGAAACAGAUACAAAAGUAUCUAUAUUCACAGUAAAACGAGUUCUAUAUCGACAUAACCUGAAAGGCACCUCAGCAAGGAAGAAGCCACUGCUCCAAAACCGCCAUAAAAAAGCCAGACUACUGUUUGCAACUGCACAUGGGGACAAAGAUCGUACAUUUUGGAGAAAUGUCCUCUGGUCUGAUGAAACAAAAAUAGAACUGUUUGGCCAUAAUGACCAUCGUUAUGUUUGGAGGAAAAAGGGGGUUGCUUGCAAGCCGAAGAACACCAUCCCAACCGUGAAACACGGGGGUGGCAGCAUCAUGCUGUGGGGGUGCUUUGCUGCAGGAGGGACUGGUGCACUUCACAAAAUAGAUGGCAUUAUGAGGAAGGAAAAUUAUGUGGAUAUAUUGAAGCAACAUCUCAAGACAUCAGUCAGGAAGUUAAACUUGGUCGCAAAUGGGUCUUCCAAAUGGACAAUGACCCCAAGCAUACUUCCAAGGUUGUGGCAAAAUGGCUUAAGGACAACAAAGUCAAGGUAUUGGAGUGGCCAUCACAAAGCCCUGACCUCAAUCCUAUAGAACAUUUGUGGGCAGAACUGAAAAAGCUUGUGCAAGCAAGGAGGCCUACAAACCUGACUCAGUUACACCAGCUCUGUCAGGAGGAAUCGGCCAAAAUUCACCCAACUUAUUGUGGGAAGCUUGUGGAAGGCUACCCGAAACGUUUGACCCAAGUUAAAUAAUUUAAAGGCAAUGCUACCAAAUACUAAUUAAGUGUAUGUAAACUUCUGACACAAUUGGAAUGUGAUAAAAUAAAUAAAAGCUGAAAUAAAUAAUUCUCUCUACUAUUAUUCUGACAUUUCACAUUCUUAAAAUAAAGUGGUGAUCCUAACUGACCUAAGACAGGGAAUCUUUACUAGGAUUAAAUGUCAGGAAUUGUGAAAAACUGAGUUAAAAUGUAUUUGGCUAAGGUGUAUGUAAACUUCCGACUUCAACUGUAAGUGUUGGCAGAGUGACCCACUGUUUAUUAGCCAGUGGCAACAUCUGUCAGAGCAAAUUCUAGCCAACCUUAAGUCAUUCGACACUUUCCCUUGCCCUCCCUCAAGUUGCGUGCCAACACAAGAAGGCUUUAGGAGAAGAUAUCUGCAGUACAUCUGUGCAGGAUGCUCACAGCUCCUCCAGGGAGAAAUUCCUUACCGUCUGGAUGUAUUAGCUAUGUGUGAGAGAUUCUGCCUGUGUCUGUCUGUAAAUGUUGUGUCUGUCUGCGUUGGGGUUUGUCUGUGUUAAAUGUACGUUUUCACGUUAUACAAUAAAUAAAUAAAUAAAUUACAUUCAAAUAAAUGUUCUAAACAGACUGUUUAGUUUAAUGUGUCAAUUUCACAAACUGAAAACUCCUUCCACGAACCAAGAACUCAAUCAACUAAUCAAUGAAACGUGUUGUCGUGACGUCGUUUUUCAGGGAGUUCGGCAGAUGGAAAGUCAACAGCCUGGCGGUGGAAAGGCGGGAAGGCGGCAGCCGCCUGGCUCCGCCCCUCGACCCUGACUUCAUGCACACAGUCAGGCAGCUGGGGCGGCGGCCCACCCUCCGCAGGAUCACUGAGACCAUUAUCAAGAAGUACGGGACUCACCUCCUGCUGUCCGCCACUCUGGGAGGUACAGUAAACAGAGGCUCCGAACGUUGGUUCCUACUUGACCCGCAUCACAGCAGGAUAGUUCGCUAGGGAGACUGUCUUAGACUCCUUAGACUCCUUAGAAGUGGGUUUUUCUAGAGGGAACUUCAUAUAACGUUUUAUUGUUUUAUUGUAAAAACUGUUACUGAAUGUAAUGUAUGACUCAGUUUCCCAGUGUCUGAGUCAUACAUUACAUUCAGUAACUUAGCUACAACAGAUACUUCUGCAUAAGCGGUAGAUUUUUAGUAACAUAUGUAACGUGGAAAUGACAGUUUGGAUUUUAUGUAUUGUACUGUGUCUUAUGUGCUUGAAAAGCUACUGUGUAUACAUACAGUAAAACGGGGAAGUCAGUUCAGGAUGGUUGUUGAACUGGGGUCAGAUUAAACAUUACGUUCUGCUCAUUGUCUUUCUUCAACACAGUCAAUGAAUAAUCAGAACCUCUCUAAAGGAGAGAUGGGAGAUGAUCACCAUUGAUUAGCGUCUCUGGCUCAGUUAAUAGUCUCCCCUUUCCUAAUUUCCUGUUGCUUUGUAAUCAGGGGAGGAGUCCUUGACGAUAUUUGUGGAUAAGCGGAAGCUGAGCAGCGGCCCGGAACCAGGGGCUGGAGCUGAGGGCAGCAGACACAACAGUACGGGGGCUGGGGCGGGAGCGGGGGCUGGGGCGGUGUCCCUGGAGGCCCUUCACCAGCUGGCUGCCUCCUACUUCACCGACAGGGAGAACACCCUACGCCGGCUCCACCACCUCCAGAUCGCCUCCACCGCCAUCAGGGUAAGAAGAUCCCCUGACUGCCCUCUCUCUGCCUCUGGGCACACGGAGGGGAAGUUAGAUGACAGUAUAGUUACUAUAGGAGGUCAAACUGUGUUAAACCAGGGCUGCUGCUAUGUUUGUUAUGUUUUCUUUUGAUUUUUCUGUUGGGGGAGGCAAGUGGAUAGGUUGCUGGCUACAUUUACUGUUGCCAUUUUAUUUAUGUCAAAUAGUCACGGUGUAGCAUAUUAUUAUUGUCCCUUAUCGUCUCCCUGUGCCGGUUCAGUAUGUAAGCGUUGUUGCAUAGUGUAUCAGAUAUGAGUGCCUUUAUCUCAAGAUGAAAACUGCUGAGAAUGAACAUGUUUCAAGUCAUAAUAAGUUCAUGUGAUUUACGUCAGGCUGUACCCACAUGUGUUCUAAUUAUAUGUUCAAGAGCGAUACAGACAGAUGAACAGGAUUCUGUCAGUAUAGAAUAUCAACAGAAAAAGCAUUUAGGCCAUUGGUGAUCUCUCUCACCAAUAGCAGCUGUUAGUAUGUGAUGAUCAAGAGACAUGCUAGUGGUGUUGUAGUGUUGCCCCACAUACUACAGUACCCCCGAUACUCCAUUCAGUCAUCUGAAAAUGGAUAUUAAAAUAAGUUAAUUUCUCAAUGUGACAGGCAUACCUGAUAUUGAUGAGGAGAAGUGGCCUUCCUAUAGUUAUCCAUCAGGAUGAUUUAUCGGCCCUUAUCUUUCUAUUAAUUUCCGUCCAAGCUAACCACGUUUGUCAGCCAUUUUGUGGAGUGAGCCGAGCGUCAACUGGUCAAGAAAGGGGUUAUGAAUAGGUGUUGAGGGGUGUUAAGCACUGCCAGUUACAUAUAAUCCUUCGUUAAAACACAUAUGGUAGAGAAUAUGGAUGAAAUAUGCGAGAAGUGUUACUGAGGCAUAAAUCUAGAGGUUUUAUUAUGAUUUAUCUGGAUUCCCUUCAUCUAUGUCAGGGAUGGGCAACUCCAGUCCUCGGGGGCCAGAGUGGUGUCACACCUUUUUCCCCAUCCCUACCAAACACAGCGGAUUAAACUGAUUACAGUCUAAAUUGAAGAUCACGAUUAGUUGAUUAUUGGAGUCAGGGGUGUUAGUUGGGGCUGGGGCAAAAGUGUUGACAUCAAUCAGGCCCCCGAAGACUGGAGUUGCCCAUCCCUGCUCUACAUCAUGGUUUAUCACACUACAGAAUGGUUGAAGUAAGACACUGUAAUCAGUUGUGAGUGACCCGAAUUGAGAAACACUGAUUCGCAUGAUCACCCUGAAAUAUUGGUGACUGGGCAGGAAUGAAAGUCCAUUAAUUAUGAACUCUCCACCACCAUUGUACAGCAACUCGCCAACUAAAUGUAUGCUAUUUCAAAAAAAAUAGUUCAACCAACCCUUAUCGUUUCAUUUAGAUGAAUUUACUGAUUUCCAUUGUUGUUUCAAUUAUUCAGUAUCCAGAAAAAGAUUGAUGGUCAGUAUGAGAGAUUUAACAUUGCAAGAUCUUUUUCACUCUUUUUCAACAAAGAUUGAUGUUCUUCCUUUAUGAUAGCCUACCAGAACACACAUACUAUUCAUUAAGUUCCACAGAAUAUUUUCCUGGUUCUUUCUCUAAUGUUCGAGGCAUGAAACAACACCUCAGGAAAUGAAUUCACUUUCAACAUUCAUUUGUUCCCCUACCUCCCCAGGUGACUGAAACCAGGACAGGCCCCCUUGGAUGCAGUAACUAUGAUAACCUUGACUCUGUCAGCUCAGUACUGGUCCACAGUCCAGAAAACAAGAUACAGUUACAAGGUAUGUCCGAAACUAGAACUAAAGACAAAACAUCAAUGAGCAUAGUUUGCAGCCAAAAUAUCAACAGUUGUAUCACUCUGAAAGAACAUCAAAGAGCCAGGUGUGCCUUUCAUGGUUAACACUAAUACAUUUAUUCCCAACAAUGUAGAGGUAAUCAUUUGCAUUAACUCACUACAGCUGGUGCAAAGCAGCAAAGACAGGGGACAGUAGUUCCUAUCUGGAAUCUAAUUGGUUCUCGAGGCUAACCCGCGAGGAACUUUAUCAAACCCCUGGAUGACUUACUUGUAAUUGGUGUCAGAAGUGGGAUAUUCAAAAGCAAUUUAGCAGCAGUGCCUGUUUGCCUUGCCUACUUAUACACCCAAAAAUACUCACCCACGCCUCUCUGACCUACACAGGACUCCAGGUCAUUCUGCCAGCGUACCUGCGGAGCCGCUUCGUCCAGGCAGCCCUCAGCUACAUCGGCUGCAACUCGGAGGGCCAGUUUGUGUGCAGGGCCAGCGACUGCUGGUGCCAGUGCAGCCCGGACUUCCCACAGUGCAACUGUCCACAGACGGACCUCCAGGCCCUGGAGAACAACCUGCUCCGCUUCAGAGAGGCGUGGACACUGGCCAACCAGGAGUUUGAGGAAUCAGGUGUUUACUGGAGUUUAGUUGAAUGUGCAACAGUUCAAUGACCUUGGUGAUGAGCGACAAUUGAGUAGCCUGGGUGCCUGGAUAUUUCUGCUUUAGCCAGCUUGUUACAAUGUAGUGUGGAAUGCAGGAAGUAAAGGUAUUCAGGCUCACAUUCAAUAAGCUUUCAUAUGUGUCGGAAUGAUAAAAAGCACCAUUGUCCAGAGAUAUGGUUGUGGCGAAGGGUGCAUACUAGAUUAAAUACCUUACUGAAGUCGCAUAACAGAAGUGUCUCGUGGGAUUUCUCACUUCCUGGAAACACUUCUGAAAUACGGGAAACAUAGUCAGUUGCACAACGAAACACAUUCAACCCCUCUGAAUCAGAAAGGUGCAAUGGGCCUGCCUUAAUCAACAUCCACAGCACCUGGAUUUAACUGCCUUGCUCAAGGGCAGAUUUCUUUCCAACUUGCCAGCUCGGGAUUUCAAACCAGCUAUCCUUUUGGUUACUAGCCCAACACUCUUAACCGCUAGGCUACCUGUUUUGCCAGAAAUCUUGAUGUAAAAGGUUACCAUGGCAAUAUACAUUACCUUAUUGCGAUAGCAUAGACAGCUGGAAGUGUAUUUUUGCACCCACUUCAACCAUCAUCUCUCACCAUCUGAUAAAUGACCAAUUAGUGACUAAACCAUUCAAUGGUGCACACUACAGACAGGUGGUUAAUAAAAUAUGAAACCUCUUGAAAUGGACUCCCGAGUGGCGCAGCGGUCUAAGGCACUGCAUCUCAGUGCUUGAGGCGUCACUACAGACCCCCUGGUUCGAUUCCAGGCUGUAUCACAACCGGCCGUGAUUGGGAGUCCCAUAGGGUGGUGCACAAUUGGCCCAGCGUCGUCCGGGUUUGGCCGGUGUAGGCCGUCAUUAUAAAUAAGAAUUUGUUCUUAACUGACUUGCCUAGUUAAAUAAAGGUAAAAAUAUUAAAUAAAAUAACAACAGUUCUGCAAUCCAUCAAGUUAAGAAGAAAUUAACAAUACGAGCAAUCUGAAACAGUAGCUCUGAACAUGUUGUUGUGCUGUAGUUUGUUUACUUUUCUGGGACAGACAAAAACAAUGAGAACAGACACACUGCUCUCACAUGUUGUAAUUAUUACCCAACGGCUCACGUGGCGCCCGGCCAGAACCAAACUUCACUUAUUCAUGUUUUUUUAUUUUGUUUUUGUUUUUUAGAGGAGUUCCAAAGCUUCGUUGGAAGGCUGCCAACCCAUUACGCCGUGAACAAAUCUGUCGUGGAGCACUUGUGGAGGACGGAUGGGGGUCUGCUCCAGCGCUACAGGCAGCUGGAGACCACGAGAGGCCUGCUCCUCGACAAAGCGCGCCACACCGCUAACAAGCUCUUCAGCCUCAUUAAGAGAUGCCGCCAUCAGCCCAGAAUAGUGCUGCACAGGGAGAGGUAUCGAGUAUUUUUUUUGUAUAUUUUCAUUAACCCGAGGGUUUCCCCCCUAAAAAACGUCCUUGUCUUGUAAUUAUGCAAAUGGUAUUUAUGCAUUAUGCGUUAAAGAAAGGCACUUUUGAAAAAAAAACAAAAGAAGAGGAGAAGUUUUAGGAGACAAGAGGUGCUGACGGACGAAAUUGAGUCUCACCUGGGAAAAGAUGUGGUACCUACUCACUAGGCCACAAUAAGUCUUCAGAUAGUGUCACAUGUCCACACUCAGAAAAGAGUAUCAAGAACAAACUUUUUGGCAUUCAAAUGUUUAGCUGCUCUUUAUCUUAUGAUAAUGGUAACCGCUUUUACUCUCUCUCUUUCAUUAACAGUCAAAACUACAGUCUGAAGAACAUUCAAAUUAUAAUUUGCAUAGCCUGGACCCAGAUCCGUUUGUGCUGUUUUACCAGGCUGGCAAGAUAGUACAAACAGAUCUGGGACCAGGCUAUCAUUUGUACUGUAUCUGUAUACUAUUUCUAAGUAGACUAUAAAUGGUUCAUGCACUGUGACUAAUGUGGCUCUUGGUCCACCCGAACCCCCGAGACCUGACCUGACCCUAGAAGUCCUCUAGCUCCCGGUUAAGCCCUACGUAAUGUUACCUGGUCCACCCGAACCCCCGAGACCUGACCUGACCCUAGAAGUCCUCUAGCUUCCGGUUAAGCCCUAAGUAAUGUUACCUGGUCCACCCGAACCCCCGAGACCUGACCUGACCCUAGAAGUCCUCUAGCUUCCGGUUAAGCCCUAAGUAAUGUUACCUGGUCCACCCGAACCCCCGAGACCUGACCUGACCCUAGAAGUCCUCUAGCUUCCGGUUAAGCCCUAAGUAAUGUUACCUGGUCCACCCGAACCCCCGAGACCUGACCUGACCCUAGAAGUCCUCUAGCUCCCGGUUAAGCCCUAAGUAAUGUUACCUGGUCCACCCGAACCCCCGAGACCUGACCUGACCCUAGAAGUCCUCUAGCUUCCGGUUAAGCCCUAAGUAAUGUUACCUGGUCCACCCGAACCCCCGAGACCUGACCUGACCCUAGAAGUCCUCUAGCUUCCGGUUAAGCCCUAAGUAAUGUUACCUGGUCCACCCGAACCCCCGAGACCUGACCUGACCCCUAGAAGUCCUCUAGCUUCCGGUUAAGCCCUAAGUAAUGUUACCUGGUCCCACCCGAACCCCCGAGACCUGACCUGACCCUAGAAGUCCUCUAGCUCCCGGUUAAGCCCUAAGUAAUGUUACCUGGUCCACCCGAACCCCCGAGACCUGACCUGACCCUAGAAGUCCUCUAGCUUCCGGUUAAGCCCUAAGUAAUGUUACCUGGUCCACCCGAAACCCCCGAGACCUGACCUGACCCUAGAAGUCCUCUAGCUUCCGGUUAAGCCCUAAGUAAUGUUACCUGGUCCACCCGAACCCCCGAGACCUGACCUGACCCUAGAAGUCCUCUAGCUUCCGGUUAAGCCCUAAGUAAUGUUACCUGGUCCACCCGAACCCCCGAGACCUGACCUGACCCUAGAAGUCCUCUAGCUUCCGGUUAAGCCCUAAGUAAUGUUACCUGGUCCACCCGAACCCCCGAGACCUGACCUGACCCUACAAGUCCUCUAGCUCCCGGCUAAGCCCUACGUAAUGUUACCUGGUGUACCUGUUAUUAGUUACUUCAGUCUUCCAGAGCGGCUUUCCUUUUAACAUAACUUCACUGUGCUGCAUUCCUCUCGCAUGACAUCUCUGUAUUGAUGGCCAUUCUUUGGAGGAAAUUAACUACAUUACACAAUCCUUCAGUACUGCUGCCAAGCACUCUGCUUCCUCAAACCUCAAUCCAAUUACACUGCUUUAUCACACCCUUCUGGUCAUAAAGGGGGAUUUGAUGGAGGUUAAUUAUUAGACUGGUCAAUUCUUUCUGCAUGUGAUCCUAUGAAAUGUUUUUUUGCAUAGUUUAUUUGCUCUCUAAUUGUACUGGGUGGUUAGUAUGUCAUAUUCAUACAUUGAACAAAAAGUCUGUGUGUGUGUGUGUGUGUGUGUGUGUGUGUGUGUGUGUGUGUGUGUGUGUGUGUGUUUGUGUGUGUGUGUGUGGUUGGCUCUCUCAGUCAGCACCCACCUGCCUACUCAGGGGGAAUUCACAACUAGACUAAAAUGUUCAUUUUGGUCUGAUUUGCCUUGCAUUCCAGCAGCUGAGCCUACAAGAGCGGAGAUGGGGCUUCUGCUCUGCCUAUCCUACUUAAUUGACCGAUAUUGUUGCUGUGAAUGUGCAGUAUGAAUCCUAUUGUGUCUGAUGAGAUGUUUUUCACAUAUUUUCAUAGACAGAAAAACAAAUGAAAAAUGUACGUUCACCUACAGUAUGUUCCGUCCUCCGUCCUCAGACCCCUCCGCUACUGGCUGAGCUACAUCCUGUCCCUCCUGUACUGCAGUGAGAACGACCACAUCGGCGUGUACUCUGAGGAGACCAGGAGCUGCUCCUGCCCCUACCACCACCCUCCCUGCCAGGGCCCCGUCCCCUGCUCCGUGGGAGACGGCCCCCGCUGCGCCUCUUGCUCCGCCGAGAACCGCACCCGCUGCUCCAGCUGCAACCAGGGCUUCUUUCUGGGCCAGGGGCUCUGCCGGCCCGCCGUGCCAGACCCCACGGACCCCUACCUGGGUUUGGAGAGCGACCGCGACCUUCAGGACCUGGAGCUGCGCUACCUACUCCAGCGCCAAGACCCGCGCAUCGCCCUGCACGCCGUCUUUGUCAGCAGCGACGUGCGCCUCAACGCCUGGUUCGACCCGUCGUGGCGGAAGAGGAUGCUGCUGACGCUGAAGAGCAACCGCUACAAGUCCAACCGCGUGCACAUGCUCCUGGGGGUGGCGCUCCAGGUGUGCCUGACCAAGAACAGCACGAUGGAGCCUGUGCUGUCCGUGUUCGUCAACCCGUUCGGAGGCAGCCACUCGGAGAGCUGGACCAUGCCCAUCGGCCAGCACGGCUACCCCGACUGGGAGAGGACCAAGCUGGAUAUCCCCCUGGACUGCUACAACUGGACCUUGACGCUGGGCAACCGGUGGAAGAGCUUUUUCGAGACAGUCCAUUUCUACCUGAGGAGCCGCAUUAGGGAUUUGGGGCCAGGGUCGGAGGUUGGGGGACACAGAAACGCUAGUAGAGUGUACUUUGAACCACCAGAGGGCGCCGUGGAACCCGUGGAGGCGUAUUCAUCCCAGAACAUGGGCUACAUGAAGAUUAACAGCAUGCAGCUGUUUGGAUACAGCAUGCACUUUGACCCAGACGCAAUCCAGGACCUAAUCCUGCAGCUGGACUACCCAUACACCCAGGGAUCCCAGGACUCAGCCCUGCUGCAGCUGGUAGAGGUCCGCUACAGGGUCAACCGCCUCUCCCCUCCAGGGUCUCAGCCCAUGGACCUGUUCUCCUGUCUGCUCCGUCAAAGACUGAAACUGUCCAGUUCAGAAGUGACCAGAAUACUGGCUUCUCUACAGGCUUUCAGUGCCAGACAACCAAACUCUGUGGAGUACGAGGCAACCAAACUAUGUAGUUAA
Messenger RNA from Coregonus sp. 'balchen', 17971 nucleotides. Lineage: Eukaryota; Metazoa; Chordata; Actinopteri; Salmoniformes; Salmonidae. The record is from the annotation of a GenBank genome assembly.